UGAUCAAUGAUGUGAUGGAAGAGAUGAGUGAAGAGAUCCAAAGAUUGCGCAAAGAGUUAUCAAUUGAGAGACAAUUGAAUGUCAAACUCACUGAAGAGGUGAACAAACUUAGGGAUCAAAUGACUGACAGUCGCGGCGAUCGGUCGACAAUGGGGUCAACAGUCGGCACACAUGUGACCGGCGAUAGCGUCGGCAAUAAACUGAUGGUUAGGUUUAAAUGUUUGGCCGAAGAAUGCGAUCACAGAUUUAUGUCGAAGACAUCACUCAUUGAACACAUGAUUAAUGGACACCAAAUGGAAGACAUCUAUGAAUGCGAAGAAUGCGAUGACUUGUGUCUCAGCGAAGAGGCACUCAUUGGACACAAACAUCGGGCGCACACUUCGGCCACAGUUGUGUCCACUCGUGAGACCAGCGAUGGAUUGGCCACAGAGUCCUCUCUUCAGCGACACAUUCACGAGACAAACGCUUUGAAUGGUAUUCAGAUUUUUGAGACCGAAAACGAUGCCGAAGAACAGGUCUCAGAAUCUAACGGAUCCACGAGUUCUUCAUAUGAAGUUAUCAUAGAUUCAGACAAUAGUGACGACAAUGACAGCGAUUAUAUGGACGCAAUCGAUGACCAAUCGGGAGGUUUUAGAUGCGAUUACAACGACUGCCAUAAAGUGUUCACCGAAUCGAAAGCAUACCGAAGACACCGAUUGACACAUCUGGCGGACAAAUCACUGAAAUGUCCGCUCAAUGACUGCGACUAUCGCUGCGACCGUCGGUUUCAAUUGCGGGAACACAUGAAUGAAAGACACGAAGGCGUCGAUCAGUUUCCCUGUCCUCACGACGUCUGCGGAGAGCUGUUCCUCACCGCCGAUGCUCUCAAACUACACAUCGAUAGCGAUAUUCACCGUCCGAUCGUUGGCCAGUCGUCCAGCAAACGUGUGUUUAAAUGCGAUUUCAUUGGCUGUGAGCUAACAUUCAAACGCAAAGAUGGUCUGAAUCGGCACCGAUUCAUACACACCGGGAAGCCAUUGAAAUGUCCGUACGAUGGCUGCGACUACCGGUGCGUUAAAACCCAUGACCUAACCAUUCACACGAACCGACAUCUGGGUCUUCGGCCGUUCGCCUGCGCUGUCGACGAGUGCGGCAAAACUUUCGUCUCCAAAAGCCAUUUCAAACGACACCAAUUGGUCCAUUCAAAUGAGCGGCCCUUCCGGUGCCCGCACUGUCACAAGCGGUUCAAAACGCGAUCCCAUUUAGUGCGCCAUCAGCUGGAAGUACACGACAAGUCUGGCCAUAAA
Molecule: messenger RNA, 1286 nt
Organism: Medioppia subpectinata
Lineage: Eukaryota; Metazoa; Arthropoda; Arachnida; Sarcoptiformes; Oppiidae
Source: the annotation of a GenBank genome assembly